Messenger RNA from Sclerotinia trifoliorum, 1500 nucleotides. Lineage: Eukaryota; Fungi; Ascomycota; Leotiomycetes; Helotiales; Sclerotiniaceae. The record is from the annotation of a GenBank genome assembly.
GCCUUAAUGCCUAACCUGGAUAUACGGGUCGGCCGCAUUCCUCGGUCCAAACCACGCAAGCGAUAAAAAUAAAGUGCAAUAAUGAAUAAUGAAUAAUGAAUAAUGAAUAAUCUCACUCCGCGCUCCAGUAUGGAAACCACAGCGCAAUAGUGAUCACGACCUCAACAAAAGCUGCUCUGAACCUCCGCAACUCCAACAAUGGCUCUCUAUUCAUCCUCAAAGUUUUUCAAUCAUCAAUUUCUAUCAGAGAGAGAAUCUUUUCAUCAAUUCCAGCCAUGUCUUCAUCAUUUCCCCUCAUGAAGAUGAGCACGAGCGCACUAUUGAAGCAAUAUUCACGACCGGCAACUCUUGCUGCUAGACCAUUUCUUGCACAAUGUCAGAUUAGAAAAAGUUCGCAUAGCCCUAUGGGCGCACCAAGUACGAGGAAGAAGGUCACGAUGACUACAUUAAGGUCUAUGUAUAAGAAAGGGGAACCUAUCGCUGUAAUGACGGCUCACGAUUUUCCAAGCGGACAUGUUGCGGAUGCCGCCGGCAUAGAUAUAGUUUUGGUUGGCGAUAGCUUGGCCAUGGUAGCCUUGGGCAUGGAGGAUACUAGUGAGGUUAUCAUGGAGGAGAUGUUAAUGCAUUGUCGUUCUGUAUCUCGCGCUGCAAAGGCUGCCUUCACUGUAUGUACAUACCCCAUAUCUUUUCAACCCAUCUACCCUCCUGUACUAACAAAACUAUUCUUCAGGUCGGAGACCUCCCCAUGGGCUCAUAUGAAAUAGCCCCCGAGCAAGCACUCGAAUCCGCUUUCCGAUUUGUGAAAGAGGGUCGAAUGCAAGGUAUAAAAUUGGAAGGGGGCGUAGAAAUGGCUCCGACCAUCAAGAAAAUCACCACCGCAGGAAUUCCAGUCCUGGGCCACAUAGGCCUCACACCGCAACGCCAAAAUUCUCUCGGUGGUUUCCGUGUGCAGGGUAAAACAUGUGCCGGCGCGCUGAAAGUUCUGGAAGAUGCGCUUGCCGUCCAAGAAGCUGGUGCUUUCGCAAUGGUCAUUGAAGCCGUUCCUCAGGAGGUUGCAAAACUCAUAACGGAGAAGUUAUCCAUCCCUACAAUAGGUAUUGGAGCAGGGAAUGGUUGCUCGGGACAGGUUUUGGUGCAGGUCGACAUGACAGGCAAUUUCCCACCUGGUCGAUUUCUCCCAAAAUUCGUGAAAAAGUAUGGUGAUGUUUGGAGCGAGAGCUUUAAAGCUAUUUCGGAAUACCGCGACGAGACAAAAUCCCGAGCCUACCCGGGCCCGGAGCAUACAUAUCCCAUUCCGGAAAAAGAGCUCGAGGAGUUUCGAAGUGCGAUUGAGAGGGGAGCAUGAGUUGUGGAUAAAAUUAUUGAUGUUGUAGAUUGCGGGCGUACUUAUCCAGGUUUAGAUUCCCCGUAUUUGCUCAGCUUUUAGACGCCGAAUAGCAAUAAGAUCUUGUUAUCAAGUAAAACAUAUCUUAUACAGCGUGUCGUACAUUGGCCAUCCGA